Messenger RNA from Podospora anserina S mat+, 1638 nucleotides. RefSeq lists its product as uncharacterized. Lineage: Eukaryota; Fungi; Ascomycota; Sordariomycetes; Sordariales; Podosporaceae. The transcript has a single exon. The annotation marks the transcript as partial. The record is from RefSeq and is a predicted model, not a curated record.
GCGGUGAGACUCGUCGUCCCUCGCAGAUGUCCAUGCAGGAUGGUUACGGUUAUAUCUUGGAUGACAACUACUACCGCACUUGCCGGACCACUGCCACGACCGUCAAGACCACCAUUGUCGCUCCCCGCACCACCACGGCAAAGCCCAACACCACUCACAAGUCGGAGCCCAGCUCGACUGAUAAGUCGGAGCCUACCUCGACUGAUAAGUUGGAGCCCACCUCGGCUGAUAAGUCGGAGCCCACCUCGACUGAUAAGUCGGAGCCCAGCUCGACUGAUAAGUCGGAGCCUACCACUUACAAGCCCAACACCACUCACAAGUCGGAGCCCAGCUCGACUGAUAAGUCGGAGCCUACCUCGACUGAUAAGUUGGAGCCCACCUCGGCUGAUAAGUCGGAGCCCACCUCGACUGAUAAGUCGAAGCCCAGCUCGACUGAUAAGUCAGGAGCCCAGCUCGACUGAUAAGUCGGAGCCCAGCUCGACUGAUAAGGCGGAGCCCAGCUCGAUUGAUAAGUCGGAGCCCAGCUCGACUGAUAAGUCGGAGCCCAGCUCGACUGAUAAGUCGGAGCCUACCACUUACAAGCCCAACACCACUCACAAGUCGGAGCCCAGCUCGACUCACAAGUCGGAGCCCACCUCGACUGAUAAGUCGGAGCCCGCCUCGACUGAUAAGUCGGAGCCCAGCUCGACUGAUAAGUCGGAGCCUACCACUUACAAGCCCAACACCACUCACAAGUCGGAGCCCAGCUCGACUCACAAGUCGGAGCCCAGCUCGACUCACAAGUCGGAGCCCAGCUCGACUGAUAAGUCGGAGCCCACCUCGACUGAUAAGUCGGAGCCCACCUCGACUGAUAAGUCGAAGCCCACCUCGACUGAUAAGUCGGAGCCUACCACUUACAAGCCUAACAUCACUCACAAGCCUCCUACCACUCACAAACCUAACACCACUCACAAGCCUAACAUCACUCACAGGCCUAACACCACUCACAAGCCUAACAUCACUCACAAGCCUAACACCACUCACAAGCCUAACAUCACUCACAAGCCUAACAUCACUCACAAGCCUAACACCACUCACAAGCCCAACACCACUCACAAGCCCAACACCACUCGCAAGCCUAACACCACUCACAAGCCGGAGCCUCCUACCACUUACAAGCCUCCUACCACUCACAAGCCUAACACCACUCAUAAGUCGGAGCCCACCUCGACUGAUACGUCGGAGCCUACCUCCACUCACAACUGGAAGCCUACCACUCACAAGCAUACCACUCACGUCACAAGUCGGAGCCUACCUCCACUCACAACUGGAAAGCCUACCACUCACAAGCAUACCACCACUCCACAAGUCGGAGCCUACCUCCACUCACAACUGGGAAGCCUACCACUCACAAGCAUACCACCACUCACAAGUCGGAGCCUACCUCCACUCACAACUGGAAGCCUACCACUCACAAGCAUACCACCACUCACAACUGGAAGCCUACCACCACUUACAAGCCUACCACUCACAAGCCUAACACCACUCACAAAUGGAAGCCUACCACUACGGGCAAGCCCACGAUUACUCGGCUUACAAUCAGUCUUCAUCCCACCACCACUCGCAAGACAAAUAUUACCAACCCCCGCCCGGUUAUGA